Vigna umbellata (rice bean) is the source of this 1770-nucleotide messenger RNA. NCBI's taxonomy places the organism in Eukaryota, Viridiplantae, Streptophyta, Magnoliopsida, Fabales, Fabaceae. The record is from RefSeq and is a predicted model, not a curated record.
AUGGAACAAAGACUCUCCGCAAUUGAGUACCGGACUGCAUGUCUCAACAAAUUUCUAAAUCAGCCAGAAGCAUCGCCAUCAGAAUAUGCAAGAGCUAACAAGGAGCUUCGGAAGCUAAGUAGUUCUGUGGACCUUAUUAAUGAAUUGAGGACCAAACAGAAGGAAAUUGAUGGCUUGAAGUCACUAAUGACGGAAUGUUCUGAGGAUAAAGACAUGCUAAAUAUGGCUACAGAGGAAAUGGGUCAGGCCAUAGAAGAAGAAAGAAGACUGCAAAAUUUGCUGCUGAAGUCAUUACUUCCUAAGGAUGAUGCUAAUGGAAGAGAUUGCAUUUUGGAGGUACGAGCAGGCACUGGAGGGGAGGAGGCUUCCCUGUUUGCAAUGGAUAUCUUUAGAAUGUAUGAGAAGUAUGCUCUCAAGAAAGGCUGGAAAUUUGAAGUAGUAGAUAUAGCUCAAUCUGAUCUGAAAGGUUACAAGGAGGCUAGUGCAGCAAUUGCAGGAGUUGGUGUUUAUGGGAAACUAAAAUUUGAGAGUGGAAUCCAUCGUGUCCAGCGAGUUCCUGUGACAGAAAAGUCAGGACGAAUUCAUACCAGUGCUGUUUCUGUUGCUAUUCUUCCUCAGGCUGAUGAGGUAGAUGUUCAAUUGAAGAAUGAAGACAUAAGAAUCGACACCUAUAGAUCUGGUGGUUCAGGUGGUCAGCAUGCAAAUACAACAAACAGUGCUGUUAGAGUAACCCACAUUCCAACAGGGAUUAUGAUUACUAUACAAGAUGAGCGGUCUCAACAUAUGAACAAGGCCAAAGCUCUCAAGGUACUCUGUGCAAAACUAUAUGAAAUGGAAAGGCUAAGACUUCAUAGAAGUCGAUCAACUCUUCGAUCUGAGCAGAUUGGUAGUGGGGACAGAUCUGAGCGCAUCAGAACAUACAAUUUUCCUCAGGGCCGGGUAACUGAUCACAGAGUUGGUAUCACUUAUCACUCGGUCGAUGAUGUGAUGCAAGGUGAAAAUCUUGACGUCUUCAUCGAUGCCCUUCUAUUGCAUGAAGAAAUGGAUGCAAUUGCAACUUUUAGUUCGUCUCAGUAAAACAAGCGGAUUCAAGUUUUCUGCAUUAUUACUAUCUUAUUAGUAUCAUUUGCUUCUGAAAAAAAGAACUUUCGUAUUUUUCCUUGAUGCAAGGUAGAGGAAUAAGUCGAGAUAAUAUAUAUAACUUACAAGAGAGGCUUGAGAGAUGGUAAAACAUGAAAUGUUAAUGACCUUUAUUUUUGUUUUUGCAUUGGUUGACCUAAGUGAGCUUUCUCGUGUCUUAAAUUUUUUAAUUCCUAACAUAAGAGUUAGUGGGACCAAUCUGCAUAAUUUGUUCUCCUUGGAAUGGCUGUUUUAACUAUGGAAGUUGCUUCAUUCUUAGGCAGUUAGACCAUGCUCGGUGGACAGGAAUGUCACCUUUCUCUUGUUUCGUUCCUCUUAACACUGUUGAACCCCUCACCCAGCUACUACCUCGUACGAUAUAAUGAGUGGAUCCUGUCACUGCUCCAAGUAGCUGUCAGGUACGACUGUUAGUUUUUUCCUUCACUUCCUUACGACUAGGAAAUGUUGAUAGAGUGGAAGAAAGGAUGAGAUACAGAAACAAAAAUUCGAACUAAUUAUCCAAGGAAAAUAUGUAGAUACAAUGUAAAAUGAGUGUAAGAAAGUAAAUGUAUAAUACUCCAAAUCUAUGUUAAUAAAAGAAAAACAACACCUGUUGUAGUGUAAUAAUUCAUUUCGAUAUAAUUAAAUGUA